AUGCUGCAGUGCCGGCCAGCCCAGGAGUUCAGCUUCGGCCCCCGGGCCCUGAAGGACGCGCUGCUGUCCACCGACCCAGCCCUGCGGCAGCUCUACACGUCCACCUUCUCCCCAGCCGAGCGGCUCUUCCUGGCUGAGGCCUACAACCCCCGGAGGACGUUCUUCCGCACGCUGCUCAUCCGCACGGGCUUCGACUGGCUCCUCAGCCGCCCUGAGGCUCCCGAGGACUUCGAGACCUUCCACGCUGCCCUGGCGCCCCGGAAGCAGAGCCUGGCUCGGAAGCACAUUUACCUGCAGCCCAUAGAUCUGAGCGAGGGGCCGGCAGGCGGCGCGCUUCUGGACCACCUGCGGAGCUGCACAGAGGCCUUCUUCGUGGGCCUGCAGGUCAGGUGUCUGCCAUCGGUGGCGGCCACGUCCAUCCACUGCUCAUCACGCCCCAGUCAGGACUCUGACAGGCUGCAGCUCCACACAGACGGCAUCCUGUCUUUCCUGAAGAGCAGCAAGCCGGGUGAUGCGUUAUGCGUGCUGGGCCUCACGCUGUCCGACCUGUACCCCCGCGAGGCCUGGACCUUCACCUUCGGCACGUUCCUCCCGGGGCAUGAAGUGGGCGUCUGCAGCUUUGCGCGCUUCUCGGGAGAAUCCCUGCAGCAGGGGCCCAGCACCCCUGACCUGGCCCCCGAGGCACCCCUGCAGGACAGAGGCCGGGCCGUGUGCUUCAGCGCCCUGGGGAUGGUCCAGUGCUGCAAGGUCACGUGCCACGAGCUCUGCCACCUCCUGGGCCUGGGGAACUGCCGCUGGCUCCGCUGCCUCAUGCAGGGCGCCCUCAGCCUGGACGAGGCCCUGCGGCGGCCCCCGGACCUCUGCCCCGUCUGCCUUCGGAAGCUGCAGCACAUCCUGGGCUUCAAGCUUGUGGACAGGUACAAGAGACUGUACACCUGGACGCUAGCGGCGGCGGGGACGCGGCCUGGGCCGGCGGCUGGGGAGCCGUCCGUGUCGGAGGACACCCUGCCCUGCAGCGCGGACUCGGGCCUGUGCGGCGAGAGCGACUCGGAGCCGGGCAGCGGCCUGUCGGAGCCCCUGUCCCCGGACGCCUGGAGCCACGCCUUCCCCGCGGGCCCGGAGCUGGAGCCCGAGGAUGGUCUGGGCUCCCUGGCGGCCGCGGAGAGUCCGGGGGAGGCCUUGGCGGAGCACGGGCGCUGGCUGGCGGCCUGCAUCCAGGCCCUGGAGAGGGACGUGACCGAGGAGGAGCUGGCGCGGGUGGACGGCGCCGUGGACGCCCUGGCCCGCUGGGACCUGUUCACGGGGCGGCUCCCGGCCCCCCGGCAGGACCCGCCCUGCGGCCGAGACGGCGCGGGGCUGCGCCGAGUCCUGGGCGACAAGUUCUCCUCCCUCAGGCGGAAGCUGAGCGCUCGCAAACCGUCCAGGGCUGAGGCGUCCCCGCGGCGCUGGAAGGCGGAGGACAAUUAG
Molecule: messenger RNA, 1467 nt
Organism: Mesoplodon densirostris (Blainville's beaked whale)
Lineage: Eukaryota; Metazoa; Chordata; Mammalia; Artiodactyla; Ziphiidae
Gene: AMZ1
Product: archaelysin family metallopeptidase 1
Exons: 6
Coding region: 1-1467 (488 amino acids)
Biological process (GO): proteolysis
Molecular function (GO): metallopeptidase activity
Source: RefSeq, a predicted model, not a curated record